AUGCCCACAGCGCGCAGCCUCCUCUCCCGGCGCUGGCUCUGCUCCCGCCGCGCCCGCCACCGCGAGGAAGCGGACGAGGCGCCGGCUGGGAACAUGGACCGGCGACAGCGCGUCGCACGCACCCUCAGCUCCCCCGUGCGCGCACAACAACCCACCGAUGAAGAAUCCCUCGAAAGAGCGUACCCCUCUACAGGGCACCUCGAAUACGUCCUCGCCGGAUCCUCACCGCCAGCCGAAAGCGCUCCAAACAUGUACGACAGCUUCGAAGAACCACCCUUGGACUUAACUGCGCACAUCUGCGAUGACUCAUUACGUCAGAGUGCGCACGAGCAAAUGAGAGCGGUUGGCGGUAGAUUACGGCUUUUAGACGAACUGGAAUCGGGUGUCAUCACUUUGGAAACCGCAAUGAACACCUUUGAAAACGCCACCGAAGCCGAGAGAAACGUCUGUUUAUUUUGGGCGGCCUUUCUUAAGUUAGAUCAACUGCUGCCGGCACUGAUAGAGACGGGAGCGGAUCCUUUAUACUACGAUGCAUUGGGCCUGUCUCCACUUCAUGCUGCAGCGUUUAGUGGUUCCAUGGAAUGCGCGAUCUAUCUACUGUCAUGCGGCGCCGACCCCAAUUACAUGCCUCGUUGCUUCGUGCCGCUCCAUUGUGCCGCGUUCGGGAAUUCAGUGCAAGUGGCUAAUUUACUAAUCAGUCGUGGGGCGUCUGUCCAUGCGGCUGUCAAGUAUAUCAGUUGUGAAGGAGGUUUACUACACUGCGCUGUACGUGCCAACUCCGUUGAGUGCCUGAAGUUGUUUAUAUCGCACGGAGUGGAUGUCAAUUUGAUAGAACCGGGCGGCACCAAUGCAAUCCAUCUUGCUGCUGACUUGGGAAUGAUACAAUGUCUCGCUAUAUUAUUAGAAACGCCCGGUGCUGAUCCAAACGUAAGAACAAGAGUCGGUGACAGAGAAUCGACUGCAUUACAUUUGGCUGCUGAUGGUGGUUUUGUGGAUUGUGUUGAUUUGCUUCUGUCUAAAGGCGCUGAUGCGUGCUUGAAAAAUCAUCGUGGUUUUACAGCUUUACAUUUAGCAGCUCGAUCAGCUAGUCUGGAAUGCGUAGAAUCAUUACUAAGAAAAGGUAACGCUGAACCUAACGCAAUGGAUUUUGAUAUGAGGACGCCCCUUCACGCUGCCAUAGGCAAGUCUGACAGUGCGUGUGACAUUAUUGAAACUUUAAUAAGUUGGGGAGCAAAUGUCAACCAGAAAGAUGAGUACGGUUUCACUCCUCUUCACUUAGCCGCAUUGGAUGGACUCUCUGCAUGCGUGGAGACGCUCAUUUAUCACGGCGCUGACGUCACUACAAGAUCUAAGAAAGGAAACUCCGCUCUCAAUGUAAUCGCACGAAAAACACCUGCAUCUCUCGCAAUGGUGACAAGAAAGCUAGAUUGUGCUAUCACAUUACACCAUUCACAGACAAGCAAUAGAGAGGUGGAACUUGAACUUGACUUUCGCAGCAUUCUUCAGCAUUGUUAUCCUCGAGAGAUAAGCUAUCUUAACACGUUUGUAGAUGAAGGUCAGAAAGAGGUGCUUCUCCAUCCAUUAUGCUCGGCUUUCCUUUACAUCAAAUGGGAGAAGAUACGUAAAUAUUACGUAGCACGAUUGUUUUUGAGCUUUAUUUUUGUUUUGUGCCUCACACUUUACGUUCUUACUGCAUUAGCUCACAACUGUUAUAAUGGAAGUAAGGAUAUGGAGGAAACGAUCCAAGAGCAGGAGUUAUGUCAGAAACAGUCCAUUCUCGGUGAUUUAUUGAGGAAAAAUCCGUUCGUGAUAGAAAUGCAGUGGUGGGUGUUGGCGGGAAUAACGAUAUUUGAAAUAUUCAGAAAAGUUUACGGCAUAGCCGGGUAUUCGACUGUGAAACAGUAUCUGAUGCAAUCUGAGAAUAUAAUAGAAUGGUUUGUGAUUGUGAGCGUAUUUCUCAUUUCAUAUAUUUACACGAACAUAACGUACACUUGGCAAAACCACGUCGGAGCAUUCGCAGUGCUCGCAGGCUGGACGAAUCUUAUGAUGAUGAUUGGACAGCUGCCAGUCUUCGGCACCUAUGUGGCUAUGUAUCAAAAGGUGCAGAAAGAAUUCGCGAAACUUCUGAUGGCCUACUCUUGCAUUUUGAUUGGUUUUACUAUAAGCUUCUGCGUCAUAUUUCCAGACUCGUCUUCCUUUGCAAAUCCAUUUAUGGGUUUUAUUACUGUUUUAACUAUGAUGAUAGGCGAACUGAAUUUGGACUUGCUACUGAACGAGCCGGAUGGAAAUGAUCCACCAGUGUUGUUGGAGUUUUCUGCACAAAUUACAUACGUAUUAUUCCUUAUGUUUGUUACGGUUGUACUGAUGAACUUGCUUGUUGGUAUAGCAGUUCACGAUAUACAAGGAUUGAGGAAAACUGCUGGACUAUCGAAACUCGUGCGACAAACAAAGCUAAUCUCAUACAUGGAGCUGGCAUUAUUUAAUGGAUAUUUACCUAAAUGUUUGCUAAAAAUACUACAUUCCUCAGCACUAGUUUCCCCACAAGCUUACAGAGUGGUCCUAAGCGUGAAGCCUCUGAAUCCAAGUGAGAAAAGGUUACCCAGAGACAUAAUGAUGGCAGCAUAUGAUAUAGCAAAAAUGAGAAAACAGUACGGUCAUACAAUAUCAUCUAACGGAUCAACUACGGGCACUUAUUCUUGCUUUAAGAAAUACGAGAAUAAUAAUGACUCCAGUUAUAGAGAAUAUGGAUAUUCAGGCCUCGGUACUCUCCAAGCGAGACUGGACGAGACUUCGGAGAACGUGAAACAACUGACACAGGAAGUUAGGGAGUUGAAAAAGUUGAUUAGUGCCCAGCAGCUCGUAAUUCAGCAAGCGCUCGCCGGAGCGAUGGACAACCGUUGA
Molecule: messenger RNA, 2901 nt
Organism: Parnassius mnemosyne (clouded apollo)
Lineage: Eukaryota; Metazoa; Arthropoda; Insecta; Lepidoptera; Papilionidae
Source: the annotation of a GenBank genome assembly